GCUGAAUCUCAAUCGAUACACUUCAACUUAUUUCCGUGCCAUCUUAUCCCUUUCGCGAGGUUGUCAUCAUCAUAAGCAUCAUCAAUUCUUACCCUCCAUCACGGCUGGACCCACUGUCAUAUGCUUUGACAGAUCGACCCCUCAAUUCCAUUGCGACAGCUUUGUGAUUGUCACACUUUAUCGAGUGGCCUAUCUGUUCUUGUAACCGCUGUUGAACCUAAUUACCCCCAUUUUCCAAUCGAAGUAGCCAUCGCCAAUUGAGCUGGCUCAAACCCUGUACGGGUUGCUCACACGAGACCUCCCUUCCCGGACGACGAACACGGCCUCGCAGGCCGGGAUGCCGUGUUAGCAAUGGAUCCUAAUCUUCUUAACUUUUUCGCGGUGCCCAACAACCAGACGCUGAACCACGUGGAUCAGAACAACGACACAUCUCAACAGCAACAUGAACCUUCGCCAUGGAGACCGACAGGCUUAGAGGGUGACAUGGGAGCAUCUGGCAAUCAGGGGGGACCGUCCUACGAUUACCAGUCAACUGCAGCCUCUGAUAUGUCAUUCACCCAGGCUCCGAUGCCGUCACCAUAUACCAGCUCAAACAAGACCAUACUACCUACUCGAGGACCCCCACGGGGCAAUCAACAACGGAAGCGAGAUGCCCAUGAAAGGAAGCGCACAAAGGUUGAUACCGAUUCUGCGCUGGAAUCUUUGGACUACUGGAUCCGUUUUGACGACGAGGAAAAUGAAAGGACAGGAAGUUAUGAAAUUGACUUUUCGAAACGUUUCGAUCCCAUGACCAAUAACACUAAUACUCAUUACCGACCGGGUUACGGAGGAAGCUCAACGACACCAGGACUUGGCACUGGCAUAUAUGCAACUGCUCCUCCAUUUCAGGGUGCCGAAUACUUUGAUGACAAUGCUUUAGACAAUGCUCUAUCUGAUGAUGAAGAAGAAGGACUUGACUCGAUGAGUCUGGAGGAACAUCUAUCAAAAAUCGAGACUAUGCCGCCUCCAGAGGUACCUCCUCGAGAAGGCCUGUACUCGACACCGCUCAGUUGGGAAAAGCCAGAGCCGGGUCUACGCAUGGAACCAGACUUUGGGCUAGGCAAUACUGCAACAGCCAUGAACGCGGGGUUCGGGCAGACCAUGUCGGGUAUGGGCAAUAAUCAGGUUUUGAGCAACGAUGAGCAGAGGAGACUUCUUGCUAUCGCGAUGAAUACUGGUCGGACACCAGCCAGCUACAUGCCCGCGAGUGGAUUUGGUUUAGGAUUUGGAGCUGGUCUUGGUACAGGACUCCCACCCGAGUUUAAUAGCAGCAUCGACUCUCUGUUGGGAACACCAACAGGGGACCGCAGCCAAAAACAAACGCCUACGCCAGCCAAUAGCUCGAAGGCUCCAUCGAGGAACCAAGACGUCAAGACAGAGGCAUCGAGCGAGACAGGUUUGAGUUCUGCUAGGCCAGGACUUUCGCGCACCAACACCGCUACAUCCGAUAUAAAGGGCAAAGAUAAACUCAAACCAGGAGACCGAACAGCCCAUAAUGAUAUUGAGCGAAAGUAUCGAACAAAUCUUAAGGACAAGAUCGCCGAGCUUCGCGAUGCUGUACCUGCCCUCCAUUCGAUACCAGAAGACGGAAUUGAAGAGGGUGAAAACUCACAGCGAGCGCCCAAAGUGAGCAAGGGCACUGUUUUAACAAAGGCGACCGAAUAUAUUCAGUACUUAGAAAGGCGCAAUCGGUCCAUCAUGAAGGAACAUCAAGAGUUAGCCAGGCGUCUACAGGCAUUUGAGCAGCUUCUCAGUGCCUCGGCUCGACAGCCGUUCUUGAUGCCGAACCACAGCCGGACACUCUUCGAUCCAAGAGGUUUCUGCUAGAAUAGACAUGAUUUUGUCCCAAGGACUCUUGGGAUUGUGUAUAAAUAUACCCCAGAGAUGAAUCGCGCAGCAUACACUGCUCAUCCUAAUUAUGCAUCAUUCAUU
Molecule: messenger RNA, 1971 nt
Organism: Fusarium oxysporum Fo47
Lineage: Eukaryota; Fungi; Ascomycota; Sordariomycetes; Hypocreales; Nectriaceae
Product: helix-loop-helix DNA-binding domain-containing protein
Exons: 3
Coding region: 352-1866 (504 amino acids)
Molecular function (GO): protein dimerization activity
Source: RefSeq, a predicted model, not a curated record